UCCAAAUCCAAUUAAUUCUCUUUUUUCUUUUUCGAGAGAGAGAGUUUAGAAAUGAGGAUUUUGCAAGCUCCAACAGCAGCUUGUGUGUAUGCAGCUGUAGCAACCUCAAAGCCACAAUCCCCAGGAGUAGGUGUGAAGUUUGUAGAAAGACAAUUCGGAGGUAUUAACAAAAAUUCUCUUCCUUUUUCCACAAAAAGGAGAAGACUUUUACAAUUACAUACCCCCAUUUCUGCUUCUUCUUCCUCCCUUGAAGCUGAGGCUGCAAGCAUAUUGACAAGGGAGGCGGAAGACGAUGUGUUAAAAGCCUUGGCUCAAAUUAUUGAUCCAGACUUUGGGACCGACAUUGUCUCGUGUGGGUUUGUCAAGGAUUUGGUUGUCGAUGACGUUUCAGGAGAGGUUUCUUUCCGAUUGGAGCUCACCACACCGGCAUGUCCAGUCAAGGACAUGUUUGAGAAGCAGGCAAAUGAGGUGGUGGCAGCUCUUCCCUGGGUCCAAAACGUAAAGGUGACAAUGUCAGCGCAACCUGCAAAGCAGAUGUAUUCAGCACAACUUCCUGCUGGGUUACAAACAAUAUCAAACAUAAUAGCAGUCUCAAGUUGCAAGGGAGGUGUUGGAAAAUCAACUGUGGCUGUCAAUCUGGCAUACACUUUGGCUGGGAUGGGUGCUAGAGUUGGCAUCUUUGACGCUGAUGUAUAUGGUCCUAGUUUGCCAACUAUGGUCUCUCCUGAAAAUCGGCUGCUUGAAAUGAACCCAGAAAAGAAGACCAUUAUUCCAACAGAAUACCUGGGAGUCAAGAUGGUGUCUUUUGGAUUUGCUGGACAAGGGCGUGCAAUAAUGCGAGGUCCAAUGGUUUCGGGGGUCAUCAAUCAACUACUGACUACUACAGAGUGGGGAGAGCUUGAUUAUCUUGUCAUUGACAUGCCCCCUGGAACCGGUGAUAUCCAACUUACCUUAUGCCAGGUGGUCCCUCUAACCGCUGCUGUGAUAGUAACUACUCCUCAGAAGCUUGCAUUCAUUGAUGUUGCAAAAGGAGUCCGCAUGUUUUCAAAGCUGAAGGUACCAUGUGUCGCUGUUGUUGAAAACAUGUGCCACUUUGAUGCGGAUGGGAAACGCUUUUACCCAUUUGGUAGAGGUUCAGGGUCGCAGGUUGUGGAACAGUUUGGAAUACCACAUCUAUUUGACCUUCCAAUUAGACCAACUCUAUCAGCUUCUGGGGAUAGUGGAAUGCCUGAAGUGGUGGCUGAUCCUCAAGGCGAAGUCUCUGAGAUAUUCCAGAACCUAGGAGUUUGUGUGGUACAACAAUGUGCAAAGAUCCGCCAACAAGUAUCGACCGCUGUCAUGUAUGACAAGUCCAUCAAAGCAAUUAAGGUGAAAGUGCCUGAUUCAGAUGACGAGUUUCUUCUACAUCCUGCAACUGUUAGAAGAAACGACCGUUCUGCCCAAAGUGUGGAUGAAUGGACCGGAGAGCAAAAACUGCAGUUUGGUGAUAUUCCAGAGGACAUAGAACCUGAAGAAAUUCGACCAAUGGGGAACUAUGCAGUUUCAAUUACAUGGCCGGAUGGAUUUAGCCAGAUUGCUCCUUACGAUCAGCUACAGUCUAUGGAACGGUUGGUUGAUGUACCCCAACCAAUACUUGCUUAGCAGAUCAGGUGAUAUUCCAUUUUGUGACCAGAGGAUUCUUUGUAUGUCACAGAGGUAAACAGCAUACUUGAAUUGAAUGCUGGAGUACAAAUUCCGUUAUAGUUGCUCAAGGGUUUGAUAGAGUAAAUUUGUCCUCAUAACGCCUAAUAUUGUACUACUGGAACUUCUACACGGCCACAGCUACACAGAUUCCAUCAUUACUCAUUUCUAGUGUAUAUGUAAAUGCGUAUACAGUAUUCAAUAUGUUGCAAGAGUUUCACCAAUACGAGCAACAGUUAUGAAAAUGAGUAAUGAAUAGGACUAUUUUGACUCGAA
Erigeron canadensis is the source of this 1956-nucleotide messenger RNA. RefSeq names its product fe-S cluster assembly factor HCF101, chloroplastic. Gene Ontology annotation, molecular function: ATP-dependent FeS chaperone activity; ATP binding; 4 iron, 4 sulfur cluster binding. The transcript has 16 exons. Bases 52 to 1641 code for a protein of 529 amino acids. Gene Ontology annotation, cellular component: chloroplast stroma. Lineage: Eukaryota; Viridiplantae; Streptophyta; Magnoliopsida; Asterales; Asteraceae. The record is from RefSeq and is a predicted model, not a curated record. Gene Ontology annotation, biological process: iron-sulfur cluster assembly.